Messenger RNA from Parasteatoda tepidariorum (common house spider), 2835 nucleotides. RefSeq names its product tRNA dimethylallyltransferase. Gene Ontology annotation, cellular component: mitochondrion. Gene Ontology annotation, molecular function: tRNA dimethylallyltransferase activity. NCBI's taxonomy places the organism in Eukaryota, Metazoa, Arthropoda, Arachnida, Araneae, Theridiidae. The record is from RefSeq and is a predicted model, not a curated record. Gene Ontology annotation, biological process: tRNA modification.
AAAUAGAAAACCGGAAACUUCGUGUUCAGAAAAUGAAUAAUUUUUCAUUCUGUGUUUGAAAAAGGCUUAAAAUGAGCUAAAUUUUAACUUUCAUGCUGCAAAUUAAGAGAUAUUUAACUUCGUUAAUAAUGUCUAAGUCUAGAUUGCCAGUUGUUGUAAUCUUAGGAUGCACUGGAACUGGAAAGUCUAAACUUGCUAUAAACUUGGCUACAAAAUUUGGCGGGGAAAUAAUAAGUGCAGAUUCAAUGCAGGUUUACAAAGGAUUAGAUAUAGUUACCAAUAAAGUUUCUGUUGAAGAACAAAAAUUAGCUCCUCAUCAUUGUAUUGAUUUUCUUGAUCCUCUUCAACGUUAUACUGUUGUUGAUUACAGGAAUCAAAGCCUUCCAUUACUUACUAAGUUGUACCAAGACCAAAAAUUACCAAUUAUUGUUGGAGGCACAAAUUAUUAUAUUGAGUCUCUUUUGUGGGAAGUUUUGAUUCAACCAAAUGAUAAUCAGAAUAUUCUUUUGUAUGAAUCUGAUAAUGAGUCUCCAUCAUUUCAUGCACCAUGUGACGCAGCAGAAUAUACUGCGGAAGUUGUCUUAAAAUACAAAAUUACUCAAAAUUCAUUGGACGGUGUUCCUAGUUUAGAUCUGCACAAAUGUUUAAAAGAAAUCGAUCCUGAUAUGGCUGAUGCUCUACAUCCUCAAGAUAGGAGGAAAAUCAUUAGAAGCUUACAAGUUUAUCAGCAGACUGGUUGUCGCCAUAGUGAACUUCUAAAAAAACAGCAUUCUCAAAUUGGAGGCUCAACAGUGGGCGGACCUCUGCGUUUCAAAAGAAUUCUCAUGUUUUGGUUGAAAUGUGACAAGGAUGUCCUGGAUAAGCGCCUCGAUGAUCGAGUGGAUGAAAUGAUAAGCAGGGGACUUCUCUCAGAGUUGAUUGAAUUUCACAAUAGUUACAAUAAAAAAGGAAAAAAUAACAAACACCAAUAUAGUGAAGGGAUAUUCCAAUCUAUAGGGUUCAAAGAGUUUCAUAAUUAUAUUUCUCUGUCUGAUGAAGAAAAAGAAAGUGCUGAAGGAAUAAAACUUUUAAACCAUGCAAUUGAAGAUAUGAAGUUAGCUACCAGACAAUAUGCAAGAAAACAAAGAAAGUGGAUUGUUAACAGGUUUUUAAGAAAACCAGACAGACAGGUUCCACCCGUUUAUGGUCUUGAUGUGACUGAUUUGAGCUUAUGGGAAGAAAAUGUUGAACAGCCUGCUAUUGACAUUGUCAACUCAUUUAUAGAGAACAAGACUGUUUACAAAGCAUUGCCCAUUGAGGAAGGAACUAAUGAUGUCCAAGAAACACAUUUUUGUGAAGUUUGUGAGAAAAUUUUAGUGGGUCGUCAAACUUGGCAAAAAUAAUAAAUGUGACUGAAGAUAAAAGUAAACUUGACUGCCUCAUGAAUGAUGUUACUUAGGGAAUUUUCAAAAUUUUUGAGUUGGACUCACACUGAUUAAAUAAAAAUAAUGGAUAACUUACAAGUAACUUUUUAUUUUAAGCAAGCAAGCAUCGAGAGAUUUUAUUAGCAUGAAUAAUAUUCAACGGUUGAGACUGGAAGGCCCGCAAAGUCGCCACAGAUUUAAAUUGAAUUAAUUUGUUCCUAACAGACACAGGAGAAGAGAUCAGGGUUGAACAGGGAGAACAGGAAAAACUACAGGGAGUCUUGAUUUUUUCUUUACAAACUGGGAAGAUACAGGAAAUUUUGAUUCUUUUAAAAAAUGGUGACUCACUCAAAGUGUAAUCUAUGAGAUUUCAGCUAUAUUAAACUACUUUAUUUACUGCAGCAUGUUUCCAGCAACUAAUAAAUAUAGUUAGCCUAAUAUAGCAGUAAUUGUUGUAUCCUCUUAAUAUAGUGUGUACAGGGAAAACACAGUGGCAACCCUGAAGAUCAAAAUAUAAAAAAGUAAAGGUUUGUACUUUGACGAUCGCUGUGAGAAUGAUUGUAACCAUAAUUGGAUAUUAGGUGUGUGGCAGUGAAUUGCAUUGAAUAUUCUAUGAAUUAACUCAUUAAUUUAAUUUAAAUAUUGUUUGAUUAGAAAAAAUAAAGGUAUUUUAAAAAAGCUAGAAAAUGUGUAAUCACAGCAAUUAAUAAUGAAUGUUGCUGCCAUUAUCAAUCAAACAGAUUUACAAAAAAAAAUUAUAUAACAUCAUGUAGGCAAUGAUAUUUCAAAUGGAAUGGAGCUUUGAAUUUUUUUAACUUAAAAAACAAUGCUUUGAAUGCAUACAUGAUUGUUAUGGAAUUACUUUUCAAAGAAUUGCUUGCUUUAAAUCUGUUUCCCACAAAUAUUCGUGUAUAAAAUUAUACUUAUUAAAGAUUUAACAAGUUAUUUUAAAAAAAGUAUUAUGAUAAAUCCAAAUUAUGUUUUAAUAAAAAUCUAAAAAAUUUAACUUCUUUUAUUUUUAUAGAAAGUACUAUUCAUUAAGAUUACAAGUUUGUAGUUUUUUACUAAAGUAGAUUCAUUCUAAAACUACUGCUUAUAAAAAUAUGUAGCGCACACAAAUUUAAGAAAAACAUAUAACGAAUUUGUGUGUAAUAACAAAUGUGUGCUUUUAGUUAAUUAUUUACAGACAAUAUUGGAACUACAUGUCGCUAAGAAAUAUGUGAUUUGUUAACUGUGUCCUCUAAUUAUAUUUUAAACUUUUAUUUCUUAAAGUGUAUUUUUGAGUGGCUGUUGCAAAUAAAUUGACAGUUAAAUGAUGUGAAUCUCAUACAUAUGUAGAUUUAGACCCUUUUUUUUUAUGAGCCAUUAAAUAACAAAAUCAUUUUUAUUUCAGUUCAUCUGCAGUCCAAGAAACACUGUAAAAGAAAAGCUA